UCCCCCCUACUACCUAUUUUCUCAAAAUUUCUCCCCCUUUUCUUUCCUUCUCUCACUAAAACCCAACACAAAACAAGAAAAGGGUUUUAGCUUUUCCCUUUCUUUGCUUCUGCAUGGAUUCUGUAAGGCUUCGAUUGGUAUUCAAUGAUCAUAAAACUAUACUUGACAACUCUCAGAAAACCCUCGGUCUUAAACGAUGUUGGUCACUUCUUAAACCAGAAUUUGAAACCAUUUCUGACUUCGAGUCUCAUCUGAUCCAUACUUUCCAACUACACAAAACUUGCCCUAAUGGCCUUCUCCUCUCUAUGGAUGGAUUUGUUUUGCCCCAUUUUGAAUCAACCAACAUUCUUAAAGAUAAAGAUAUUAUCAGAGUCAAGAAGAAAGUGCGGGAAGAUGUUUUUAGGAUACUUGAUGAUCAGGAGGAAGUUUAUGAAGUUCUAGGAGACCAGAAUGUACUUUCAGGGGUUAAACUUUUAGCUCUUGAUGAGAUUGAAAAGGAAAAUAGGGGUUACAAAAGUGAAGAAGAAGACUCUAAAUGUGAUAGCCCUGGGAAGGAUUUUGUUGUUGACAGAACUCCCCCGCUUGGCAAAGCUAUCUCGAAGAAGCGGAAGUUAUCGAAAAAAGUCCAGGGCACCAAGAAGCGGAUUAAAUGUAAUAGCCCUCAGAAUGAUGAAAGUGUACCAGCCGAGGAUGCUGGAAAUAAUGUGAGUAUGGAGCCAGAGGAAGGCGAUAACAAUAACACCGGGGUGUCAUCUGGUAAAUCAUCUCAGAAAAAGAAAAGGUCUUCCAAGAAAACUGGCAAGUUGAAGAAAGUGAAGGCCAGUCAACUUGAUGAUACGAUUAAAAAAACAAUCGAGUCUAUUGUCAGUGACGAGAGUGAUGAUCAACAUCAGGAAAAUGGUGCACAAAAUCUGGAAAAGAUUCGUACUUCCGAAGGCGUGAACAAGUUGACUAGCAGAAGUUCUAGGCGUAAAAAGGCCAAAAGAAAGUGGAAGCAGGAACAGGCCAUCUCAGUAAAGAAUGAGGCAUUUCAGAGCCUUUUACCUGUGAAACCCGUGCAGACUAAACCUUCACAAUCUUUACCUGUGAAAGUUACUUAUAAAGAAGCUGAAAUUGUUCCCGUAGUGGUUAAGCCAGGCCACAUUCGUUUUGAACCCCUUGAUGAAGAUGAGGUGGCUCAGGGAAUUCAUAAUCCUGAGGAAAACUUCCAGUGGAAUGGCGCCACCAACAAGAAGAAGGGACAGAAGUGGGGUCAAGAGAAAACUACAAUGUCUAGAAGCAACAAUUAUAAAGAUCCAUGGGAGGAAGCUGUUGAGAAGCUUCCUUGUGAAAGGAAGCUUGUUCAAACUUCCAUUGACUUUGAGAAGCUGAAGCCAGUAUCGAGCUUCCCUAAGGAAGGUGAUGUGGUCGCAUAUCGUGUGCUAGAGUUAUCUUCGUCUUGGUGCCCGGAGCUUUCACCUUUUCGAGUUGGAAAAGUAUCAUCAUGUGACUCUGUGACCAAUAGGGUUGUGCUGGUACCUGUUCCUGAGUAUCCAAUUGUUUCUGGCGAAAUGGAAGAGACAGAUGUACCACAAGUAGAUGCCUCCUUGUACAAUGAUGAUGGCUCUUUAGAGAUUGAAUUUGCAUUACUUUCAGAUGUGCGUAUUCUCAACUCUGAAAGCUCGCAUGCUCCAACUGAAGCUGCCAAUAACCAGAAUGAAGCUUCUGUAACUGCUAAAGAGGCAACAUCAGGUUUUCGUGUAAAUAUUGACAACAGAGUCCGUAAUAGUCAAUUCUCAGAAAAUGGAGGAUCGGCAAAUGCCUGGGAAGAAAUUAGUCAGGCAUUGAGCGAUAAGAAGACACGGCUGUCAAAGAACAAUGGCUGGAACAAAAAAGAGGGGUCGGAAAGAAGUUCAUGGUGGACGUACAGGGCGAUGAGAAGUACCGCUUUGGGCCCAACCAUGACCAGAUUGAGAGCUGGGAAUGAGCUAUCAGCUUGAUAUUUUUUGAUCAGAGACAGGUUAUAUCUGGUAGUUGUCCAUGUUGUAUCUGGUAGUGGUUGUACAUGCACUAUGAUCCUUGAGCAUACCUAUUCGUUAGACCACCUUGAUGUUCUCUAAUUGAUCAUGUAAUCAUAUUUUCCGUUCAAUCUUUGUUCAGUAGUAAAGGGGAAUGCUUAAUCUGCAGACCUGCGAUGUUCUGCAGCCUUCUAGCUUGACAUAUUAUAGAGAAUGUCGGAACGAACUUGUAUAAUGAGCCGGAUGGAUGUUUAAAAACUUUCUUCUAGUCAUUUUUUUCUUUUGUUCA
Molecule: messenger RNA, 2286 nt
Organism: Papaver somniferum (opium poppy)
Lineage: Eukaryota; Viridiplantae; Streptophyta; Magnoliopsida; Ranunculales; Papaveraceae
Product: coilin-like
Exons: 13
Coding region: 114-1979 (621 amino acids)
Biological process (GO): spliceosomal snRNP assembly
Cellular component (GO): Cajal body
Molecular function (GO): U2 snRNA binding; U1 snRNA binding
Source: RefSeq, a predicted model, not a curated record